Messenger RNA from Angiostrongylus costaricensis, 1545 nucleotides. NCBI's taxonomy places the organism in Eukaryota, Metazoa, Nematoda, Chromadorea, Rhabditida, Metastrongylidae. The record is from the annotation of a GenBank genome assembly.
AUGAGCUUCAUUUUAGGUUCAAACUAUAAUCUUGGAAUAGAUCUGGAAGAGAACAGUUUUGAUGAAAUCGAACGCCAGGAACUGGAGGAUCAUCUCUGUGAGAUUCCUGAAACAUUUCAUCGACGACAACGACGCGAAGCACUGUUCGGUUCAUCGGUGGCUCGUGGCGGGUAUUCCGAAGCCCACGAAACCAACCAACUGCUGCAUUCCUGUCACGACAAGAUCGUCGGCCAUUCCGAUACGGAUCAGAGUGAAGACUCAAAGGGCGUAGAAGAAGAGGAAGAAGAGGAGGAAGAGGAACAUGGAAAGGCCAAAAAGUACGCGAAGCUGAUUCUGCCUCAUGUGGCGCUCGUCUUGCUCACCUGUGCCUACACUGUACUUGGGGCGUCGAUUUUCUAUACUGUUGAGCAACCACACGAAAUGAAGACGAAGCAGCACCAAUUGAAACUGAUCUACACACAACACGACGAAUUCGUCGACAAUCUCGUUCGACUUGCCUCUGCCAACCGUACAGGACGAAGCGAGUGGGAGUUGAUAGCACAACAGCACCUGCACAAUAUGUCCGACCAGUUGUUUGUCGCAUUUGAGAAGUACUUCCUCACCAGCACCGAGGUUAAAAAGAAUACUACGGCGGAAAUCUGGUCAUUUUCCACUGCCAUAUUUUUCGCAGUCACUGUUGUAACAACAAUCGGUUACGGUAAUCCGGUGCCGGUUACUAACGUGGGAAGGAUUGUAUGUAUUAUGUUUUCAUUGUUUGGAAUUCCACUAACGCUCGUUACAAUUGCUGAUCUCGGUAAAUUCUUGUCUGAACAUUUGGUGUGGAUGUAUGGCAACUACCUGAAGAUGAAGCAUUUUCUAUUCGUACGAAGAAGCGGUCGAAAGGAACGCCGGGAACAUGUGUGCGAGCAUUGCCAACGACACGGAAUAGGCCAUAAUAUGCAUGUAAUCGAGGAGCACAGAAUUCCUGCUUUUUUGGUGCUAGCCAUCUUAGUGCUAUACACGGCGUUAGGCGGUGUUCUGAUGUCGAAGCUCGAGCCAUGGACGUUCUUUACUUCAUUCUAUUGGUCAUUUAUUACAAUGACAACUGUCGGGUUUGGCGAUUUGAUGCCACGUCGCAACGAGUAUAUGUAUAUUAUUCUCUUGUAUAUUAUUCUAGGACUUGCAAUUACCACCAUGUGCAUAGAUUUGGUCGGCGUACAAUAUAUCCGUAAAAUCCACUACUUCGGCCGGAAAAUCCAGGAUGCCAGAUCGGCGUUGGCCGUUGUCGGCGGAAAGGUUGUUCUGGUCUCCGAACUGUAUGCGAAUCUAAUGCAAAAACGAGCACGAAAUAUCUCAAGAGAGGCUUUCAUCAUAGAAAAUUUGUACAUAUCCAAGCACAUAAUCCCAUACAUUCCUAGCGACAUCCGCCUAAUAAGGUACAUCGAUCAACACGCAGAUGGUUCUCCUUCAACGUCUUCAUCUUCGCUCGACUUGCAGAGUUGUCGAUUUUGUCACUCACGGUUCAGCUUCAACCUUCAACAUAGCCGAGUCUUUGGAGAACACUAA